Messenger RNA from Gadus macrocephalus (Pacific cod), 577 nucleotides. RefSeq names its product protein asteroid homolog 1-like. NCBI's taxonomy places the organism in Eukaryota, Metazoa, Chordata, Actinopteri, Gadiformes, Gadidae. The coding region runs from base 50 to 517 and encodes 155 amino acids. The record is from RefSeq and is a predicted model, not a curated record. The transcript is spliced from 2 exons.
AAAAAAGAUGAGUGGCUGGUGACCCAAAAAGUUAAUUUCCAUCUCUGGUAUGGCUAUGUGUAUGUGCCUGUAUGUGUGUGUGGGUGCAUGCGUGUGUGUAGGCAGGCGUCUUUAUACCAAACACAGUAACCACCUUCCAGAUUGUGAUGUGGCUCACAGCUUCAACCAAUGGCAGGCCUGCCUGAAAGACGCCUCCCAGCUCAACCUGCUGCUCUGCAAGCCCCUCCCUGAACCCCACUUUGCCUGGUUGUACAAGGGCAGACUGGUGCACUGGCGGCAGGAGCAGCUCCAGAAUAGGGAACCAGAGGAGAUACUACAGGAUGACCAGUUCAGGAUACUGUACAGGAGACUCCUGGGAGCAGUGACCCAUCCAGGCCCCGGGGCCAACAGGAAAGCUGGUGGGCCUGAGGCCCAGCUGAAGACCAGCAUGGGGCACCUUCACCUCAACACCCAAGACAAGGAAGAGGAGGAGCUUGGCGGGGGUUCUGAAGUUCUUAGGUUCUGUACAAUACAAUAGGCCUGUGUGUGUGUGUGUGUGUGUGUGUGUGUGUGUGUGUGUGUGUGUGUGUGUGUGUGU